GUGAUUUUGGCGCUUUCGUGUAUCUUGCGAAUAGUAUGCCAUACAGACCCGUUUGCCACUAAACCUGCAUUAACGACGAGAGUGGGGCAUCCAGCCUUAGUCAAACGGGUUGGCACGUAUGGUCGGGUUGCGAUUUUGGCGCUUUCGUGUAUCUUGCGAAUAGUAUGCCAUACAGACCCGUUUGCCACUGAACCUGCAUUAAUGACGACAGUGGGGCUUCAAGCCUUAGUCAAACGGGUCGACAGGUUUCAUAAUCUCUUAAAGAUUGGAAGGUGACCCUUAGUUACCAUAUAUACCUUCGCAUUGGGCCCCUAAUUUGCUAAAUCCUCGUCUGUUGAUAACAUAAUUAUGCCGCAAUAGUUAUCCUGUCUGGAACUAAGCUGAUUUAAACCACAACACUGUGUGACACUUGCAUUACAUGUGAACGGCCCCUACGCUAAUAUGAUUUUGUUUUUCCCUCCCUGUCUCGUCCUCGACCCCGAGGACAGUGAGACAAACAGACCCAGUUCCGGUAAAUGUGAAAGUCGGCACACCUCUGAUCUACUGGCCGUCCUUCAACGUGAUGCCCAGCUGAUGCCGGACCAACGAUCACCGGCAGAACCCGCUUAAUCUCCGCUUAAUCUCCGCUUAAUCUCCUUAUCCGUUUAUAUGUCUGUAUAUAUAUAUAUAUAUAUAUAUAUAUAUAUAUAUAUAUAUAUAUCCCAAGGGUUUAUUCCUCCUAGGACUUUUUUUAUUUCCCCGGCUAAAAAGCCUGGGUUUUUUUUCUCCUAGGGUUUUUUUUAAAGGGGGGGUUUAAAGGUAUUUCAAGCAUUCUGACUUAUUAACACAGUUAUAGAGUUGUUUCCUCAUGCUAAACGUAGGCAAAGUGUCAAAACCGCAGUUGGGCGCGUUUCAGAGUAUUUCUGUGCCGAAUGCACUUCGCCAGGGUUCGUACAAGUUUCGGCUAGUUUUUUUCGAUUACAGUUCGAACUGACGUUUCAGGGGUUUUCGAAACGUAUCACUUCUUUAUAUGGGCUUCCGGCGGAAAACUUCCCCCGGAAAACCCCGCCCAGCCGUCAGUCAGCGAGAGACGCUAGAGCUUGCUAACAGCUUAUCACGCCACUCAGCUUUGUUUAAUUUCAAAAGUCAACAAUGGCACAACAAGAAGUGUGUUUUUGGAUGUAAGGAGAAGACAUCCAGCCUUAUGGAAACAAUGGAUAUAGUUUAUUAUCCGGAUUAGCAGCGGAGUUUUGCGUGUGUGUUUGAUGCUGUGGAUUUUCAGAACUGGGUCAUGACGAGUUACACGUGGUAUGUAAGACUUCUGUCUUAUGUUGGAAAUAGGCGGGUGUAUAUUAUAUAAAUGACACAAACAUGUAGUGAAUCAUAAGUUAAAACAGUGUUGUAUAGUGUUGCAUGACUCGUACUCGCUCCUCCUGCGGGAGUAACUCCUCCUUCUUCAUUUUUUCGUACGUUAUCGGAAAGAUUCGGUAAAGCUAAUCUUUCUUUUAUAAAUCUGAUUAAACUAAAGACUCUUCAGAGAUAUAAAGGAUGUCAUACUACUCUAUAGGUACUCCAGAUUAACAUCAGAAAUGCAGAAACAGCGUGUGUUACGUGAGCUUUAACCCGGGGAGGCAGCCUUUUUGGGCUUAACUUAGCUUCCUCUUCUAGACGUUACAUUAGUAAUACGCUCGUUUAUAAUGUUGAGUCAUAGCCGCAGCAAAUUUCGUCUUGAACUCUGAUGCCAGUUCAGCCGAGCCUCAGAUGACUGCCAUUUAUUUGGUCAGCGACGGACAAAAGGUUGAUGAAACAGGUGAGUCUACUGUCAUUGUUUUCUUUCCUGUGGUUGGAGUUCAUUUAAUCAAUCACAGAUUCUAACAGUCAAAGUUUUUGUGUUUUUCAUGAUCUGUGCUUUUUGAUUAUAAUAUUAAUACAGAUGAGGUGCUUGGGGUGAGUGGCUUUACCAGCAGGAUGUGCCAAAAAGCCAUGAAUCUGAUGACAAACAGAAGGCUAACAACAAUCUAGAUGAUGCCAAAUUUAAGACUGGCACCAUUCCCAAGACAAAGAGUUUCAUUAAUCCAUAUGAACCCAAGGAGAAGACGGACCCCAACCCUGCCAAUCCCAAGCCAAAGAAGCCAACCUCAUCUACUAGCGAUAAGGUGCCCGGGGCGAUUGGCUUUACCAGCAGGAUGUACCAAGAAAGAGAAGAAACAGGUCACCAUCAACCAAGUUUCAAAAUAAACGUGUAAUCUUUGCAUUAUUAUUGUACUAUUGGAUACAUCUCAGGGUUUCCUGCAUAAAAUUUGUUAGUUAAGGUGGUAGGGUUGGGCAAGUGGGCGGGCCAGAGGGCGUGACAAUCAAAUAGGCGGGGCGUAUGCGUCAUGAUGAGAAUUAAAAUAUUUUUAUUUAAAACACUCAAAUAAAACUCAAUUUCGAAGAAACUAAGUGAAACUAAAGGGUUAAUCAACACAAACUAAAGCAGAUGUUGUAGAACGUCAGGCGAACAAUGAUAGAUGGCGCAAAAAUGGUAAAAACUGAUUAUUUCCUACUAUUAAUAACAUUAUCUUAAAGGAGUGUAACUACUGUAGCAUGUAAAUAUUUGCGCAUAAAUAAAGUGAGCAAGAGCGCUCAACAAUUAUAUCUAAUCAACAGGCACGUGAAACCCAGCUAGCAGGUUGCUCAAACAACAAAAUCACCAGCUAACUUACUUUAAAUUUGCAAGAACUAUAGACUAAUACAAUAACAGGCUUAAAUAAACCCAAAACAUAAGUCCUCUUACAGUUCUCACGGACACGCGUUUUAUCAACUGGCUAUCCUCCAGACAUGACGGACCACGUCUUUAUCUCAUUUCGGCCGCGUGGCACGCGUUCACGCUCGUGGUGUGAAGCGCGUCCGCGCUAUUCUCCGAGAUGUUUUAUCAACUGGCUAGUUAUCCUCCAGACAGUGACGGUCCGGACCACAUCUUUCUCAUUUCGGCCGUGUGGCACGCGUCCCCGCUUGCGUGUACGCGCUAUUCUCUGAGAUGCACUUGACGGCCUUUUGUGCUGCGAAUUUAUUAUUUUUUAUGGACAACCUAGUUAAGGCGGUAGGGUUUCCAAGCUUAGGCGGGCCGCCUGAACUGAAAUGUGCUGCGGGAAACCUUGCAUCUAUACUGAUGCUAUUUAACUCAGUCACUGACUGUAGUGCAUGACUGUAGCUUUCAGCCAGGAGAAGAUGUCAUCAGGUGGAGUCCAACUUUCACGGGGUGUUUCGACCCUGAAUCACAACACCCUCCAGUUGGCGGGUCUGCAGUGGUGGCCAGUCACUGCCCAUCUCCUCCUGGCCCCCAGCUCAACUCCUCCCUCCUGCUCCAGAGCCAGCACAAUGCUCUUUCUGCUGCCUCACCCAACCAACGGACAGCUGCCUUCCUCUCCCUUCCUGCUAUACCCAGAGCUGUGAGCGUCUUCCACACAGACCGUGCCGGCAAACCCCUACACCCGACGUCGACCGGGAAUAGCCAGGUCUGCCGACCUUUGGCUCAUAGGCCUCCUCGCACCCGUCUUCCCAUGGGACCAUCAGUUCAAUCAUAAUUAUCUUCCUUGCCUCUUCAGAACAUAAGACCAUGUCUGGCCUCAGCAAUGUUUGCACAACCUGGGGGAAGACUAGUCUUCUUCCCAGGUCCACCCUCAUCUCCCAGGAUUGUGCUGCUUGCAAGAGGCUCUUUUUACUCGUCUUGGGGUAUGGUGGUUUCUCCCCUUCCCUGAUGAACUGAAUGGAUCUCACUGGCCUUGAACUGGGCUGGUGCUUUUUCUGCCUCUCCCGCUCCAAGAUGCCAGCCAGUGCACUAAGAACCUUGUCAUGAUGCCACCUGUAUCUUCCUUGGCUAAGAGCUGUCUUGCAUCCUGCCAGUAUGUGUGCCAUUGUUCCCCUCCCUCUGCAUAACCUACACAAUGGGUCCUCCCUCAUUCCCCAUCUGUGGAGGUUUGUUGGGGAUGGAAGAGUGUCGUACACUAAACAGAGCAGGAAAGAAAUGCGAAAGGGCUCCAGUCUCUAGAUCUCAGGCCACGUGAUCUUCCGCUUUGACAGGUCCCACUUUGUCCAGGCACCUUGCGCUCCAAGCUCGACAGCCCUAGACCUGCCCCUUCUUCCUCCAGGUGUCGGACCUCGGCUUGGAUCAUGUCCCUCCUCUGCCUUGGGUCUGCUUUUCCCCACUGCUGGAAGUGGUUGGAUCCAAGUCCAUGUCUCCCUACGCAUGGGUUCCCGAUGAUGUCCUUCAGCUUCAAAGCACUUUCAGUUUGCGCCACUGAUGUGUCAUUUCCACACACUUAAUUGGGUUUUCCUCAAGUGAUGGAUUCGUCUGCCCCUGUAUGCGCAACUGGAACUUGCUGGUCACUUUCCCACUUCUGAUCACCAUGCUUCUUGAUUUCCUUGGCUUGAACUUCAUCCGGGCCCAUGUUGCCACAUCAUCAAGAACCUUCAGGAUCCAUCUUGCUUGCACAUGGGUUAAAGUUGUUAUAGUAAGGUCAUCCAUAAAGCCUCUUAUUAGAGGUUGGCUGGUGCCAGACUCCAUUAGUGGCCCUCUGGAUUCCUUUCCUGCAGCUGUUAUGAGCAGGUUCAUUCCCAUGACAAACAGGAUGGGGAGAUGUUGCAGCCUGUCACAAUUCCUUUUUCAAGGUCCUGCCACCGAGUUGUGAAGUGGGCAGUUUUGUAUGUUAUCAAAACAAGUUUGUGAAAAACAUUAAUUUAUGUAAUCUUUUAUUUAUUUAAAUAUAGUGCUUAUUGCUGUAAUUAGAAAUUUGUAGACAUAUAUGAUAUGUAUUUUAUCUUAAUUUUAUCAGAAGGCUGACAAUAAUCCAAAGACUGGCACCAUUCCCAAGGCAAAGGCUGGCACCGGUGUUGGCAAUCCAGUUCAAAAACCUAUUGUUAUUCCAUGUAGUAUCAUAGUGAAGACCUGCGGUUCCCAAGAAGACGGCUCGUUUUCAUCCACCUGAUACCAAGGUGAAGGCAGACCCCAAACCUGCCAUCCCUAAGAAGAUGCCUGUUUUUUAUCAGCGUGAUACCAAGGUGAAGGCAGUAACCAAACCUGCCAUUCCCAAGAAGACAGCUGUAGGUAAUCCACAUGAUACAGAGGUGAAAGCAGAUAGCGAGUAGGUCGAUCCGGCACACAGUGCGUCUACUGUUAUGAUUACUCUAAAUUGGUGGAUCUUAAUGAUGUGUUGAUGCCCUCUAAUGAAUAUUAUUAUAUUAAUAAAUAAAAUAGAAAUAUUAUUAAAUAAAACACCUUUAUUAUAUUUACAUUACUUUGUCUCCUGCUUGCUGUUUUUCCCUUCAUCUUUGUAUCUGACUCAUGGUUGAUUUGAAGUAUUACCUCACUACAAAGUUAAUAUUAGAGUAUAGAUUUAGUCAUUUUCUGAUGGGGAGAGACAUCUAAUGACAUCUGUGCGCGCUGUUUCUGUGUGAGGGGAAUAAGCCAGUCGCGCAUUCGCUUCUCUUUGAGCUUGUGAGUAUUUUUGCCGCUUUAUUGGCCUUAAAUACACAUAAGGUUAUGCGUCAAAAAUCCCGUCUUUGCAAGUAUCCUCAAACACGACCAUUUAGGGCUUAGGAGAAAGUAAACAGCAGAAAAAAGGGUAAGUUACAUUUUUUACCUUUACUAAAAUAUUGUUUAUUAUCCUUAUUUCAUCACUGACUGUUUAUCCUUAGUGAGCUUGAAUUUUGUUCUUGUGUAAUAUACACAAGUUGCGCACAAUGCGUUGUUUUAAGUGCAUAACAUUGCGCAUAAAAAGCACCUCAGCUCUGCCUCUAUUGUAAAAUAAUAAUUUGUUGAUAAAGGGUACAGUCAUUUAAUGUACAACUGUCACUAUGAUUACAGGCAUCCUGUGUGAAUUGUACACGAGUUUUAUUCGAGUUGCUCGUUCAGGGUUUAUAUUUAUACAUAAAGUUACUGUAUUAGAGCUGUGACUGUAAGCUGUUGUGUGAGCAGUACUGUUACGUACGCUGUGUUAUGCAAGUGUUUUGUUGCUGCAUAUGUGUGCGUGUCUGUAUGCUGUGUUUCAGGUGUGGAUUCUGAUUUGACGGUCCAUCUGUCAAUCUGCGGGCGUAAGGGUCUGACGUCACGGAUCGCGCCACCAAUCGCUGCUCACGGAGCUGUUUAUGAAUGGCUCAAACUUCAAUGGCGGGAGCUAAAUUCAGGUGAAAAUAGGGGUAGAGAUGUCAAGUCAGUAUACGAUUGAAAAUGGUACGCCUCAAGGUAGUGUUAUAAGUCCAUUGUUGUUUAUCAUAAUGAUUAAUGAUGUAUUUGUACAGGGACAAGAAGAUAUUGGUAGAUCUCUAUUUGCUGAUGAUGGGGCAGUGUGGAAAAGGGGAAGGAAUGUGGAGUAUGUUAUAAGAAAGGUGCAGGGUGAGAUUGAUAAAGUUGCAGAGUGGGGAUAUGAUUGGGGGUUUAGAUUUUCAAUAGAUAAGACAAAAACAGUCUUUUUCACCAGGAAAAGAAUACAAGAAGACAAGAAGUUACGGUUAUAUGGUAGAGAGAUAGAACGGUUAAGCUCAUUUAAAUUUUUGGGGGUGACAUUUGAUUCAAGAUUAACAUUUGCGGAGCACAUUAGGAGAGUGGAGGGAAAGUGCAAGAAGGUAGUAAAUGUGAUGAGAUGUUUAACAGGAAGAGAAUGGGGAGCUAGUUGCUCUUCUCUUAAAAGUAUUUAUGUGGCUUUAAUAAGAUCAGUGUUGGACUAUGGUAGUAUAGUAGUGGGAUCAGCGGCCAAAUCCCUGAUCAAGAAAUUGGAGGUGGUACAGACUCAAGCACUGAGAGUAUGUUGCGGAGCUUUCAAGACAUCACCAGCUCCAGCCUUACAAGUAGAAAUGGGUGAAAUGCCGUUGGAUUUAAGAAGGGUACAUUUGAUGGCUAAUUAUUGGGUUAGUCUGAAUGGGCACAAUGAUACCCAUCCCACAAAAGCAGUAUUGAAGGAGUGCUGGGAGAAUGAUCGAAAUGUAAGGGAAAAUUUUGGGAGGAUUGGAAAUAAAAUAGCUGAAGAUUUAGGUAUACUUAAUGUGAGACUAAGUCCUACAGUAGUUUUCCCAGCAUUAGCUCCAUGGAAGAUGAUGUGGCCAGAGGUAGACUGGUUUGUCUUAGAAGAAAAAAGGAAAGCGAGGGAGGAAAUUGAUUUAGUGAGUGUAUUUAAGAAUCGAGUAGGAGAAGAAUAUGGUAAUUUUAUUCAGAUCUAUACAGAUGGGGCAAAGGAUCCUGAGACAGGAGUUACAGGAUUUGGAGUAGCAAUACCAGGGCAACAGAUUGAAAUCAGUAGAAGAACAUCGGACAAGUUAGGGGUUUACACUGUAGAAAUGUUGGCAAUAUUGGAGGCAUUACGGUGGAUGGAGAAGAAGGAACAGGUAAAGGCGUUGAUUUGCUCGGACUCGUCUUCAGUUUUAGGAAGCUUAAGAUCGUUUCUAUCAAAAAGUAGACAAGAUAUUCUGUAUGAUGUUUUGCAGCUAAGCACAAAUAUAGUCGGUAAGGGCAGUCAGGUCAAGUUUAUGUGGGUUCCAGCUCAUGUGGGGAUUAGGGGUAAUGAGAGGGCAGAUAAACUAGCAAAAAUGGCAUUAUUGAAAGAAAAUAUAGAAAUGCAAAUUAGCCUUAGUAAAUCAGAGGUUAAGAGCAUAGUAUGGGAGAAAAUAAAUCAAAUGUGGCAGGUAAGGUGGGAUAGAGAGGAGAGGGGGAGACAGUUAUAUCAAAUUCAGAAUAGUGUCAAAGGAAAUAGGUUGGUAGGUGGUAAUCGAAGAAGAGAGGAAAUAGUGAUAACAAGGUUAAGGUUGGGUCAUUGUAUGUUAAAUAAAACUCUUAAAAUGAUAGGCAAACAUCAAACAGGAUUGUGUGAAGAAUGUCGAGUGGAGGAAUCAGUAGAACAUGUAUUAUUAGACUGUCCGAGUUAUAUAGAACAAAGAGACAAAAUGAGUAGUGAUUUUAGGGAGAUAGGAGAACAGGAGUUCACUUUAAAAAGUUUGCUGGGUGAUAAUGAUAGGGCAAAGUUUAGGGUACUGAUGACUUUUCUGAAGGAGACAGGGCUAUAUAAUAGGAUUUGAGAUAGAUAUAGGGGGAAAGGAGGGAGGUAAUGUAGGAUUAGAAAGGUGUUUAUUAAAUUUUUUUUUAUUUUUUAUUUUAUUUUUUUUUAUUUUUUUUUUUAUUUUAUUUUUUUUAUUAAUGUGUGAGUAUAUAUGUCAUUAAAAAGUAUAGAGUAGACCUAUUAUCAGGUCCAUAUUCCGGAACAGAGGGGGCGGUAAUGCUCCAUUAAGCUGGUUGCCAACCGCCGGUAAAAAAGAAAGAAGAAGAAGAAGAAGAAAAUGGCGGGAGCUCAAAGACAAACUCUGGGUUGGGGAGAGACGUUGCGUUUGUCGUGCUCGCUUGUUUGGGGUUUCUGUGUUUAAUUCAUGCUUGAUUUGAAACGUGAAUGUUACGAUUGAUGUACCUGUAAAAUCUCACGUCCCGCUCUAAAUGCGGCGAGUGUUUGUUUGGGGCUCCUGUCUUUAAUUCAUGCUUGAUUCGAAACGCGGAACACCGGCCGCGGUACCGGUGAAACGUACACUUAAUCAUGUCCUUCUGUGGAGAUGUGUAGCCUGGUUGGAGAGGUCGUGAGUCAGGUAAGCAGGUCGCGACCUACAUUUGCACGUAGUCGUUUCAUCAUGUAUUAGACACACUAGCAUAAACGAGUGGAGCUAAUUAUGUAUGUUUUGUUUUGUUAGAUAGUAUGGUUUAGUUAUAGCGUCUUGCACGCUGAAGAUGUUUCUUUCUACAUUUUCUUUUGUUAGUUAGUUUAGCUUUCUACUCCUUAGUUAGUUUUCCUUAUGGUUAUAUUUGGUUCUUUGAUUUAAGCUCCACUCUCUCGCUCCUUCCUCUCCUCCAGUUUGUCAAUGUUUGUUUGUUC
Misgurnus anguillicaudatus (oriental weatherfish) is the source of this 8864-nucleotide messenger RNA. NCBI's taxonomy places the organism in Eukaryota, Metazoa, Chordata, Actinopteri, Cypriniformes, Cobitidae. The record is from RefSeq and is a predicted model, not a curated record.